Molecule: messenger RNA, 5553 nt
Organism: Drosophila kikkawai
Lineage: Eukaryota; Metazoa; Arthropoda; Insecta; Diptera; Drosophilidae
Cellular component (GO): plasma membrane
Molecular function (GO): protein binding
Source: RefSeq, a predicted model, not a curated record
AUGCCCGGGAUGGGGAGACGUCACAAACACUAUCAUCAUCGGCUGUGCGGUUCAUCUUCAUCACUGCUGCAGCGGCUGGUGGAGUUGCAGCUCCUGCUGCCGGCGGUGCUCGUCCUGCUGCUGGCCACCACCCUCGGACUCGCCUGCCGCGUCUCCGAGUUCUCGUGCAAGGGCAGCGGGAACAGCGGCACCAUUUGCGUUCCACUGGACAAAUAUUGCGACGGACGCAGCGAUUGUGCCGAUGGCAGCGAUGAGCCCAAACAUUGCUCCGUCUGCAAUCGCACAUAUUACGGCGAUAUUGGACGGACCUACGCCAUAAAAGUGCCAACGCCACAGUGGAAUAAAUUGCCGUUCCUCUGUCACUUGACAUUCACAGCAUCCGGUCAUGAUCAAGGCGACAUUGUCCAGAUAAUCUUCGAUGGCUUUACGGUCGGCAGGUUCGAUGAGGGCAUGGUCGAUACGGACGUGGAUGGUUACGAAACGAACCUCAGUCCCACGGGCGAGCUGCCGGGCUGUCCCGAGGGCUUCAUGCAGCUCAGCGAAUUGGGACGCCCAUUCACCGGCGGAUCCUGGUGCGGCAAGGCCACGGGACCGCAAUUGUACUUUAGCGAAACAUCCACGGUGACAGCGUCGGUGAAGGUAUUUCAUCCGCCACGCAAUAUCCGAGACGAGAAGCCCUUUGAGUUCAGCAUAAGAUAUAAAUUUAUAAGCCAGUCGGAUGCAGUUGUGAGAUACGGACUGCCCGAUAAGCCGCUCGAAUUGGGCCGUGUGACACCUGGCACCUAUUGUACCAGGCAAUUCGAUGAAUGCUAUCGUAACAAGUGUCGCCUGCAAAGUCCGAAUUAUCCCGGAAUGUAUCCGAGGAACGUAACCUGCUACUGGACGAUCCGGCAGAAGGAGGUCCCGACCAGCAAGCACGCCAUGAUUGCCGUCAGCCAGGAGAAUCAGCACAAGGCCUUGGUGAAGCGCUCAAUUGCCAGCUUUAACAAAACUUCGCGGUCCAUUCGAGCCUGGUCGGACUGUACAGGUGAGAGGGAUCACCUGAUUUUCUAUGACGGCAGUUCCACCAACGAUCCUGUUUUGGCCAAAUACUGCGGCGGAGAUUGGCUGCCACGCGUCGUUUCACGUGGCCCUGAAAUGCUGGUGGCUUUCCACUCCAGUCCAUUUUCCGCGCCCUUGCAGCAGGGUAUCCCGAAUCGGGGCUUCGAACUGGACGUGGACAUACUAUUUACCGACUCCGAUUCGUUUGACUUCGCCCAAGGUACCAAGAACCUCUGUGAAUUUCACGUAAAUGCCUCGAAUCCAGAUGAUGUGCUAUUCUCGCGCCGCGGCCGCAUGGGACGCAUUGUGAGUCCGCGUCACACGCUUCCGCCGAAUACGACAUGCACGUACCACUUUCACGGAUAUCCUGGUGACCUGAUUUGGUUAUCGUUCACCAGCUACAAUCUGCAGAUCCUGCAGCAGGCGAUACACGACAACAAUACGCUGGGACGGAGCGAUCUGCCGCCGUGGAUAACGCGCCUGAGGAUGUGGGACAGCUAUGGAACCUAUGUGCCCAUGAAAUCGACAAGUUCAACCACCGGUCAGCCGCCCCCACCGCCGCCCGUAGCCUCCUCGGCGGACGGGGGCAAGCCCACGCUCCUGAAUCAGAGCAACUACGGCAGCUACUACUACAGCGCCAGCAAUCCGAAGCUGAAUCGGAACUUGCGGGUCAACAUCGACAACGCCUGGAACCCGGUGGAUACCUACAUCUACGGGCCCACGCAAUCGAGCGUCUUUAAUCAGGAGAACAAGUACAGCGGCUACCAGGGUGGAGGGCCGGGCGGUCCGUCCGGAGGAGCAGGUGCCUCCUCCAAGCACUUGCCGGGCGUCAAGGACAGUCUCAACUUCAUCGCCAGCGGCAAGUCUCCCAAGGAGGUCUCCGCUGCCGCAGUGGUCAGCUCGGACCGAAACAGUGCUCUGGCCCUGAUGAGCACCAAGGGCAAGCGGCGCCUCAUGCUAGAGAUCUACGACUACGAGACGCCCAAGCUCUGUGACCACACGGCCAUUGGCAGUGGCGUAAGUGGCAGUAGUGCCGUUAUGGGUGGCAACAAGCAGAGGCCAUGCAGUCCGUUGGAAAGCUACGUGAGCACCGGAAGGGAUUUGAAACUGGAGUUCCACACGCAUACGGGUACCGCUUUAUUCCCGGCCCAGUUUGCCCUCAACUACGAGUUCGUGGACACGGAGCAGGGCGGAGAGACCUGGACGGGAAGGCGUGGCGAGGACCCCGUGCCGCCGCUCUGCUCCAGAGUUUUCCGGAAGCGCAAGGGCAACAUCCAAGUGCCGAGGAAUGUGUUCCUUUACGGGCGAGGCGGUGCUAAAAACAUAACCUGCUUGUAUCGCUUCGAGGCGGGUCCUUCGGAGAGGGUUAAGCUGGUCCUACACAAUGUCUCCUUCGGCGAGGGUACGGCUUGCACCACGGACUCGGAUUUGCAUACAGGCCGACCUCGCUGCAAUCAACUGGACCCGGAGGGUCGAAUCACUGAGCUGCGACUGUUCGAUGUCCCAUUCAGGGAUGUGAAAAUCCAGCUGGGCUGCUUCUGCGAUAACUCCAGUGCUCUGUACAGCAAUGCGCCGCUGACCUUUGUCUCCCACUCCAGGAUUAUGGAGCUCUCCUUUACGGUUACUCGGUUAAAUAUAUCGGAGGACUUUGCGGAUGUCUUCUUCUCGGCUUCGUACGAGUUCAAGCGGCAGCCGGACUGUAGGAAGCAGUUGAAGCUGAAGGGCGCCGGAGGAGAGGAUGAUCUGAAGUAUCCCCUCAAGACUCAGGAUGCCAGCUGCGAGGGCUUGGCCUGGUACAUUGAGGCCCAGUCCGCGGAAAGAUCACUGUUUGUUCAAACCUGGGGAGCUUAUUUGCCGGUGGACCCCACGUCCGAGGAUGCCAUGAGGUGUCACACGAAAAACAGGCUGAUGAUAUAUUCCGGACGCCCUCUGCGACCCAUGAGGGUUGUGUGUCCGGCGCAGAGUGGGCCAAGGCCAAUGUCCCUGCACAUAUUCUCCGAGGACUGGACCAAUGGACAGCCCUUGUUUAUGAACAAACCCAUCAGCCUUGUGCUGGAGCCCAUCCUCAAGGAGCCCGGCGACAUAGCCUUCACGUGGCUGGAGAUCCAUCGCACCAAGAACGCCCUGCUGCAGCAGCUGGACCUGCAUGUGAACGCGAGCGUUACCACGGGCUUGGGUGGCGGCAGCCAGAGCUCCUCCCAGUCCUCCUCGUCGGGAUCCAAUACGGGAAUUGGCGGACUGGGCGGCACCAGUGCUGGCGCAGGAUCCCCCAACACCGGGGGAGCAGGAGGCUCUGCGGGCGGGGCGACGGCCAACGAGACGCUGAACGAGUUCGGGUUCUUUCCCAAGGAGUCGGACUGCGAAUACAAAUGUCCUGAAAUUGAUGCAUGCAUUGCGGCCAGCCUGUGGUGUGAUGGUCAUCACAACUGCCCCAGCGGGUUCGACGAAUCGGAGGAGGAGUGCGGCACCGCUCGCAAGCUGCUGGAAUUGCCGGGCGGCGUGUUCGCCGCUCUGGGCUGCAUUGCGGCCGCCCUGACGGCCUGCCUGAUAUUUUGCAUGUUCGGCCUGAUGAGGAAGCGGAAAAAGUCGGUGGUGCAGAAGGGCGGCGGAGUGGGCGGCGUCGGGGGCGUUGGCGGCAUGGGCGUGGGCAUCGGCUUCAUGAACGGGGCGAGCAAUGGCAAUGUGUCCGCCGCCAGCAUCGGCACACUGAAGAAGGACUUCAAGAAGGAGGCUCUGUACAUCGACCCAGCCUCCUGACACGGGCUCCAGCCGGUCGAAUAUAUCCACGUGGACCGCGAGACCACCGUGUGAUAUGUUGCCGCCGGCUGUGGCAUCACCUAUGAUCAUGUGGAGCUUUGCAUGGAGAUGGAGGAGGCCUGACCGUUCAAAAUCUGGCCUGGGGAUUUUAAAGAUACAGCGUUAACGCCUGAAGGUAUGAGGACACUAAAAGAACCUACAUUUUAAGUCGAUAACUUUUUCUAAACGCUUCUGGGAGUCUAAAAAAUUGGGAAUGAGCGCGUGAGUGUGCAGAUUUAAAGGGAAUGUUUAUGGAUAUGAGCCUUUAAGUAGGUUUUCCUUGGUUUUCUGAUCAAUUUCUUCUUCACUAGCUAGUCUGUAUAUACUUUACAGUUAGAAGUCAGGAACGUACGACUUGAUAUUUUUGUUACCAGAAAACUCUGUCCUAAUUUCUUUGUUAAAACUAAAAUAUAAAAUUGCAAUGAUCACACUUUAGGCAUAUAUAACAACUCUUCAGAAGUGUUUGAAUCUAAUUUUUAACAUUUUUAAUGGUUAUCCUCAGUAUUUCUUUGAUUAAGACUUCACACAGAAAAGCGAGAACAGAGAGAAAACUAUUGUAAAUUAGGUACCUUUAAUACGGUUAGAGAUCAGCUAGAGAGCAAACAAUUCGUGGGCAGUACGUAGAUGCCUUUGGCAUAUUUUCCACAUAGCACCCAUUAAAAGGAAGGUAAACAAAUUACAUUUAGCAACUAAAUGGAAAAGAUCAUAAACUACAAUGAAAUUGUAUAGAGAGAGUAACUCAGUAAAAAUUAAAGACAGCAGAUCCCCCUUCGCGGGGCUCUCUGGCACUAUCUUCUAAGUGAUUAGACUAAGUAUGAAAACUGUUGGCAGCAUUUGCAAGGGAGUUGGGGAGCGUUGAGGAAAAUCUCUACAGUGUUGUGAUCUAAGGCAUGCACAUACUGAACAAUGUUUAAACGAGCAAGUCGAAGCAUUUACAUGGAUAACACUCGGUAUGAUAUAUUAUACAUACUUUCGGUUAGGCAUUAGCUAGUAUAUAGUCUAUAAAUAUUGCAGCACUCUUGGGUUUUUUAUCGUACAGCACAGACACACCAGCCGAGAGCAUCACUUAGUGGUUUAUUACAUACAAAUCGAAGCGAGAAAAUAAAAAAAAUGCAAUUGUUAUUAAUGGUUAAGUAGAACUCCCAAACAGAGAUAUGUUCACGCUUUAUCUUGACCGAGAGAACUGCCAAAAGAAUUUUAAAGCUAAAAGAACAAUCAUAUGUACAUAUUUUUGUCAGGAAAUUACUCGUUUUUGAGUUCGUAAAUUGAACGCAAAUUGUUUCCCAUAAUCAGCUGCAGUAAAUAAUAUUCCUAACGCUAUAUGGACCUUGUAAAAACUACAAGCAAAGAAUAAUACUGAAGUGUACUCAGAAUCUACCAUGUAAGCCAUGUCCCGAAACCCAUAUAAACAAUCAAACUUUUGGCAGUUGCUAGGAUUAAGCAAACACCAAACCAAAGUUAAGCAAAUAAACAAGACAUAAGUACUUUAUUUUAUAGACGCUAAACUAGGAACACAAAUUAUGGGAAUGAAAACGAUACAGAGCAUAAAAAAAGCAACUGCCUGCAAUGCGAAUUUUAAAAAUUAAAAACCUCUGACAUAUGCAGACGGAAUCCACAUCUAUGAAAACCCAUUAAAAUUUCAACUUCAAUAAAGUGUUACUGGAAAGCACGUGUAUAAUAUAUAUAUAUCUGAUUUAGUCGCCAUGAAAGGGUAAA